Molecule: messenger RNA, 1845 nt
Organism: Cynoglossus semilaevis (tongue sole)
Lineage: Eukaryota; Metazoa; Chordata; Actinopteri; Pleuronectiformes; Cynoglossidae
Product: kelch domain-containing protein 1-like
Exons: 13
Coding region: 439-1662 (407 amino acids)
Molecular function (GO): protein binding
Source: RefSeq, a predicted model, not a curated record
AUUAGAGGAAUGAGCUCCACCUGUGUCUCAUCAGGACACAUGGACAUACAGUUAUACUCAUCAAUUUAAUACUAGUCCAGUUUUAUCAUAUUGUAUUUUAAAGCAGUUGAUAAGACUCAACCAUUAAUGUGACGUAUGGUGCAAUUGUAUGCGGCUUAAAAUGAAAAUAAAUUAAUAGGAUGAGCAGCUUGACCCCUGAACGCACCACAGCUUCCUGUUCUGAAGUGCAUAACUGUGCGGAUCGCGAUAGGAGGAGUAAACAUCCUGAAAAACACGUUUCACCUCAAACCAGCUCGGUUGGAUUUUCUCCUCGCCGUAACAGCAGCUGUCGCUGUCUCACUCCCUCCUCCACCUCCUCAGUUCUUCUGUCUCCCCUUGGCUGGGAAACGUUUUACUUGUUUUUAUUUUAGAGGUGAGUCAGAGCUCAGGUGAGGUAGGAUGGAUGCUGCUGGUGCGGAUAGACAGGCGGCGGUGAGCCCGCAGGAGCGGAGCAGCCACACGGCCUUCAUAGACAACAACACUCUGUAUGUGUGGGGAGGUUACCGGGUAGUUGCUGGAGCAGAUGUCAUGUUGCCCAGUGAUGAGAUAUGGCUCUGUGAUUUGUACAGUGGGACCUGGGAGCGAAAGGAGAUCAGUGGCAGUGAAAUCCCCCAGGACUUGUCAGGGUUCUGUGGUGCUCACGUCAACAGCACAUUUUACGUUUUUGCGGGAUGUGAUGGAGUGGGCUACACCAACCAGAUGUACAGUGUUGACCUGUCAGAGUCGACUCUUUCAUGGAAGAAAAUGACUGACAACAAGGGUACAACGCCGUCUCCAAGAAACAAACACUCCUGCUGGGUGCACGGGGACAGGUUGAUCUUCUUUGGAGGAUAUGGAUGCAAGACCAUUGGGGAAGUCCGAAACACUUCGUCCUCCAGCUUUGUUGUUGAAGAGAUGUCCUGGACAACAAUUGGAGACACGUUGUUCAGGUGCUGGGGCUGGAACAAUGAAGUCAAUGUGUUUGACACACACACGGCAUCAUGGAGCCUGCCUGAGACUCAGGGUCUGGCUCCUGCCCCCAGGGGCUGCCAUGCCAGUGCCCUCCUGGGGAACAAGGGUUACAUCUCCGGUGGUGUGGAGACGGUGGAGUUAGACAUGUUUUCCUUAGACCUGGAAACCUGGACCUGGACUAAAUUUGACAUCCCUAUGUCCUGCUCACCAAUGGGGCGCUCCAUGCACACCAUGACGGCCAUAGCUGAUCACUCUCUCCUUGUGUAUGGAGGCCUGGGCACAGACGGAAGCACUCUGAAUGAUGCCUGGCAGUUCAACACAUUGAGGAAAGAGCGGAUCAGGAUGACACAUCCACACAUGGACAAACCCAGAGUCUGUCACACUGCCAGUGUAGGGAGUGACAGUGACAUCGUUGUAUUUGGGGGGAGCAGUAAUCUCUGUAUCCUCAUAGAUACGGUGGCUGUUCUCAGGGCUCCAUCACAACAUCACUGCAGUGACAUCAUCAUCUUCCAGACACAGCCUUACUCCCUCUCCAGGUUGUGCGAGGACUUUGUGGGGAAGAAUCCUGGACUGUUUGUGAUUCAGCUGAACUGGCUGCCGUCAAAACUGAGGAGCAGAGUGGAUAAAAGAGUGGCCUUUUACUCCAGCAUGACGCCUGUUCAUACAAUCUGAGGACUGUUUUAGGAAGCCGUUCUGUGGUUUAUAAUGAAAAUUGUGAUAGUUUAAUUGUUUUAACUUAAAAAAAAUUGUAAAUAAAGUCUGUCUUAUUUUUAAAGAUAAAUCCAGUAAAAAUAUUUUUACUAGUAUUGAUUUAAGUGCCAUGUGUUUUUGAAUAAAGUUGUGUUGAUGUAUAAU